AUGCUGGGUGAACAGGCAUUCCUUCUUUCUCUGCUGGCAUGUCUCCUGAUUCUGUACCUUCUGAAACGGCUCUUGUCUUGCAAGGGUGGAGAAACAGUCAUGAAACAAAAUUUGCCUCCAGGGCCUCCUCGGCUUCCACUCAUUGGGAGCAUUUGGGUAUUAGGGCCGGUGAUUACUCUAGAACGUCCUAUUAAGUUGGCAAAGUUCUAUGGAAACAUCUACACUCUGUGGCUGGGAUCUAAACUGGUGGUUGUGCUGUCUGGAUUCGAAGCGGUGAAAGAAGCGCUGAUAAACCACUCAGAAGACUUUGCUGGCCGGCCCGAGACUGUUUUAAGUCAAACUAUAAUAAAAAAUAUGGGUGCAGGUAUUAUAUUUACCAAUGGCCACACCUGGAAGGAACAGAGAAAGUUUGGCGUAGUUACCAUGCGGAAGCUGGGACUGGGGAAGAAAGACCUGGAGUGCCAAAUAAAAGAGGAGGCCCAUCAGCUAGUUGAGACUUUUGCACGGGCAAAAGGGCAGCCAUUUGACCCUUCAUUACCCAUCUCUAUGUCCAUCUGCAAUAUGAUCUGUGCUGUGGCUUUUGGACAGAGGUUUUCUCUUGAAGAUGAAGAAUUCCCCAAGUUGAUGGAAGCCAUUGCCUAUUUGUCCAAAUAUGUUGGCACCAUUUCUUAUGGUCUGUUUGAAAUGUUCCCAUGGAUUGUGAAACAUCUCCCAGGGCCUCACCAGAAAGCAUUUCUACAUGCAAAAGUUAUACAAACAUUUGCAAAGAAGGAAAUAGAAAAGCAUAAGGAGCAUGAGGCCAUGCAUGAGCCACAAGAUUUCAUCGAUUUCUAUCUAUUGCAUAUGAAGAAAACCAAGAAUGACCCCAAUUCUACAUACAAUGAGGAGAACCUGGUUCAGUGUAUUUUUGAUCUUUUCGUGGCAGGAACAGAAACGACAUCCUUGACGUUGCGGUGGGCAUUGAUCCUCAUGGCAAAUCACCCAGACAUCCAGCAGAAAGUCCACAAGGAGAUCGAAGAUGUUUUGGGUACCUCUCAGUCAUUCAGCUAUCAAGAUCGAAAAAGAUUGCCUUACACCAAUGCUGUGAUUCGUGAGAUCCAGCGGUUCCAAUAUAUUUUAUUCACUGGGAUCCCCAGACAAUGUGUAAAGGAUGUGAACAUCUUUGGUUUUCAUAUUCCCAAGGGGGCCAUUGUUAUGCCAAACUUCCGCUCUGUUCUUCUUGAUCCCAAGCAAUGGGAGAAACCUCGGGAGUUCAACCCAAAUCAUUUUUUGGAUAAAGAUGGACGUUUUUUGGAAAGAGAAGCAUUUCUUCCAUUCGGUGCAGGAGCCCGUCUGUGCCCGGGAGAACAGCAGGCAAAGAUUGAGCUCUUCUUCAUCUUCACCAGCCUGCUGAGGGCAUUCACUUUUCAGCUUCCAGAAGACAUGAAAGAACUCAGCGAAAAACCGAUAGUAGGGGCAACAGUGAUCCCCCGUCUUAAGCUCCGUGCUGUUCCUCGCUGUACAAAUUAGAGUGUCUCAUUUGUUUCUAUCAAUUUCUCCUGCAUUCCUGUAAUAAUUUUCGCCUCAGCUUCUUGAUCACAGGUUGCUGGGUUUCUAAAUCAGGUAUUAUUAUUUGAAAAAUAUUUAAGGGUAUGCAGUGAAAAGAAAUUCCAUUUCUGUUUCGGGUCCAAGGAUUCCAAACAAAUUAUGUACCAUUAUCGUUUUUUUUCCCGAUGGGGCAUUGCUGGCUCUGAACUGGUUUCUUUGGUUUUGGCCCCAUUCUCUGCAAUGAGGGCUUCCAGGCUCUUUGGGGCAGCUGUUUUUGUAUUUGACAGCAUCAAAAUCACACAGAACACAAUCUUCUCUCUAAACCAUCACUCCGAGUUUUGACUCAGUUACACUACA
This is a messenger RNA of Eublepharis macularius, 1884 nucleotides long. Its product is annotated as cytochrome P450 2J2-like. The record is from RefSeq and is a predicted model, not a curated record. The transcript has 9 exons. The coding region runs from base 1 to 1509 and encodes 502 amino acids. Gene Ontology annotation, biological process: arachidonate metabolic process; xenobiotic metabolic process. NCBI's taxonomy places the organism in Eukaryota, Metazoa, Chordata, Lepidosauria, Squamata, Eublepharidae. Gene Ontology annotation, molecular function: oxidoreductase activity, acting on paired donors, with incorporation or reduction of molecular oxygen, reduced flavin or flavoprotein as one donor, and incorporation of one atom of oxygen; heme binding; iron ion binding. Gene Ontology annotation, cellular component: intracellular membrane-bounded organelle; cytoplasm.